AUGGCAGAACUGUUUAGCGAAUGCUACCACAACAGUGAGGAGAGAGCGUUUGCUCUCUUGGUGAGGAAAAAUCAGUACUGGAGCAAGACCACGUGCCUUCAGCUGGCCACAGAAGCAGAUGCAAAGUCUUUCUUUGCACAUGAUGGUGUCCAGGCCUUCCUGACAAAAAUAUGGUGGGGAGACAUGUCUACCAGCACACAGAUCCUCAAGUUAAUCUGUGCAUUCUGGUGUCCUUUCCUCAUCUACACAAAUUUAAUAUCAUUCAGUGAGGAAAAACAAUCAAAGAAUGAGCCAGAGCCAUUUAGAGAGUUGGGCAGUUUGGAUGCAGAGACGACUCUGUUUUUCUCCGAGGAAGAAGAUAGAGGAAAUGACACAUUGGAAAAACAGAACCCUUCUGCAAACACAGCAUGGGCGACAUUCAUGUUUACCCAGUGGAGAAAAUUCUGGAGUGCCCCUGUGACUGUGUUUAUGGGGAAUGUUAUAAUGUACUUUGCUUUUCUCUUUCUAUUUACUUAUGUCCUUUUACUGGACUUUAAACCACCCCCACCUCAGGGUCCAUCUGUUAAAGAAAUUGUACUCUACUUCUGGGUGUUUACCCUUGUCUUGGAAGAGAUCCGACAGAGUUUCUAUACAGAUGAAGACACAAAUUUAAUGAAAAAAUUUAAACUGUAUGUGGAGGAUAACUGGAAUAAAUGUGAUAUGGUGACCAUCUUUCUCUUCAUAAUUGGGGUAACCUGCAGGAUGCUGAACUCAACUUUUCAAGCUGGCCGUACAAUACUCGCCAUUGAUUUUAUGGUGUUUACACUUAGACUUAUCCACAUUUUUGCAAUUCACAAACAACUUGGACCAAAGAUCAUAAUUGUGGAAAGGAUGAUGAAGGAUGUUUUCUUCUUUCUGUUUUUCUUGAGCGUGUGGCUUAUCGCCUACGGUGUGACAACUCAAGCUCUGCUUCAUCCCAAAGACAGCCGAAUGGAGUGGAUAUUCAGAAGGGUUCUUUAUCGUCCCUACCUGCAGAUAUUUGGCCAGAUUCCACUGGAUGAAAUAGACACAUCACGAACAUAUCCCAGGAACUGCACAUUUAACCCACUGCAGAUUCUGCAGGAGAACACACCAUCCUGCCCUAACAGCUACGCCAACUGGCUCGUCAUACUCCUGCUGGUCAUCUUCCUACUCGUCACAAACGUCCUCCUUAUGAAUCUACUGAUUGCUAUGUUCAGUUACACUUUUCAAGUUGUCCAGGGCAAUACAGACAUCUUCUGGAAAGUGCAGCGCUACAACCUGAUUGUGGAAUACCAUGGCCGGCCUGCCUUAGCACCACCAUUUAUCAUUAUCAACCACAUUACUCUGGUUCUCAGAAGACUCUUCAACAAAAUGGAACACAAGAAAAAACACCUGGAAAGAGAUCUUCCAGUGGGCCUCGAUCAAAAAAUCAUAACAUGGGAGCUGGUACAAAAAGAACAUUAUCUCGUAAACCUUGAGCAAGAAAAGAAAGAAAGCAAUGAAGAAAGGCUGAAGGCCACAUCUAAUAAGGUGGAUAAUUUGUCUAAGUAUUUUAGUGGGUUGAAAGAACAAGAAAAACGAUUUAAAGUUCUGGAAGCCCAGAUUUGCUACUGUACAGCUGUUAUCGCCUCCAUGGCAGAGGUUUUAACCAAAACCAACCUCUUGUGCACUCAACCAGCUCCAAACUACACCUGUGUGAAGAGUGUCAACACAGAAGCACCUUUGCUGCAAAGAAGUGAAAGAGAAGAGCGUGCAGAUCAGUUUGAGACUGACAUCGAAUACAUUGAUAAUUAAAUUUUAUUCUAUCUCUUCACAUUAAACCUUUUGUCCUGU
Messenger RNA from Hirundo rustica (Barn swallow), 1833 nucleotides. RefSeq names its product transient receptor potential cation channel subfamily M member 5 (gene TRPM5). NCBI's taxonomy places the organism in Eukaryota, Metazoa, Chordata, Aves, Passeriformes, Hirundinidae. The record is from RefSeq and is a predicted model, not a curated record. Gene Ontology annotation, molecular function: calcium-activated cation channel activity; ligand-gated calcium channel activity. The transcript is spliced from 13 exons. The coding region runs from base 1 to 1794 and encodes 597 amino acids. Gene Ontology annotation, cellular component: membrane. Gene Ontology annotation, biological process: calcium ion transmembrane transport.